Momordica charantia (bitter melon) is the source of this 845-nucleotide messenger RNA. The record is from RefSeq and is a predicted model, not a curated record. NCBI's taxonomy places the organism in Eukaryota, Viridiplantae, Streptophyta, Magnoliopsida, Cucurbitales, Cucurbitaceae.
AAUGGGAUUGGAGACUACAAAAUCCACACAAUUGAAAUUAAAUUGAAUUUCCAUUGUUGUUGAAUCGCGAUGCUUAUCUUAAAUCUCUCCCCCAAAAUCCACACAAUUCAUGCUGCCUUCUUCGCAUCCCCAAUUUCGUCUCCCAAGAACCCUAGAAGAAGAUUCAGAUCCCAAAUCCAAUUCAGAACACGGCGGCGACGCAUCAUCACCGCCCAAUCCAACGGCGACGACACGUCCGCCGACGGCCCCGACCGCCUAAUCUCCGCCAUCUGCUACUUCUACCCGUUCUUCGACGGCGUCCAGUACGGCAAGUACGUAAUCACUCAGUACGCUCCGAUUCAGGUUCUGAUUCAGCCCUUGGUUCCCGCGAUUAGAGUUUUCAAGAGCUUUCCGUUGAAUGGAUUUCUGGUGUUUUUGACUCUCUAUUUCGUCGUCGUUAGAAACCCUAAUUUCAGUAGAUCCCUAGAUUGCCCAUUGUUGCAGAAGCUGCAGAUAGGCAAGUUUUUUAGAGAAGUUCCUCUCUGAGUAAUUUGAGCCUCUGUUUUUCUCCCUUCCACGGCUGCUCUGUUGGAGAAAAAUUUGUAGAUGAGUUUACUUACUGUUCUACAUCUCUGUGUUCUUCCAAAUCUUACUGAAAGGAAUGAAAUCCUUGAGGAAAAACAAGUUGGAAAUGAUCUUCAAUGUCCAUUUUUUGUUUUCUGUACUGAAAAAUCUUAGAGGCAAGUGUUCUGAUAAAUUUAGUUCAGGGGAAGAGCAAAUUAACGUGUAAUAUGUUGAAUUGUUUAUGAUUAUUUGCAUUUUGCAAGCUAUAUGAGCAUCCUUUAUAAUCUUAUUAUUGUUUAGGA